This is a messenger RNA of Onychostruthus taczanowskii (white-rumped snowfinch), 1688 nucleotides long. It is a transcript of the gene RCC1, whose product is annotated as regulator of chromosome condensation 1. Gene Ontology annotation, cellular component: cytoplasm. The coding region runs from base 40 to 1518 and encodes 492 amino acids. Gene Ontology annotation, molecular function: guanyl-nucleotide exchange factor activity. NCBI's taxonomy places the organism in Eukaryota, Metazoa, Chordata, Aves, Passeriformes, Passeridae. The transcript is spliced from 11 exons. The record is from RefSeq and is a predicted model, not a curated record.
GGAGAGCGGCGGGAGAGAGCGGCGGGGACGGGGACGGGCAUGGGGACAAGUGCGCGGCCGCGGGGGUCCCGCCGAGGCUCGGGCCGCCCUCGGAGCGGCCGGCCGGCCAGCAGGAACAGCUGCAGGCAGCGGCAGGAGCAGCCGGUCCGGGCUGUGGCCUGCGCGGCCCCACAUUCCAGGAUGCCAGGAAGACGCAGAGAGCAGAUCCUGGUGCCAGAAGAAGAGUCUACUGAGACGAAAAAGGUUAAAGAUUCCAAGAUGCCAGGAAAACGCAGAAUGAAGAUCCUGGUGCCAGAAGAAUCUACUGAGACGAAAAAGGUUAAAGUCAGCCACCCAUCACAUCGCUCACAGCCUGGGCUGGUGUUGACCCUGGGCCAGGGUAAUGUUGGCCAGCUGGGUCUGGGUGAAGACAUCAUGGAGAGGAAGAAGCCAGCUCUGGUCACGCUGCCAGAGAUGGUGGUGCAGGUGGAAGCUGGAGGGAUGCACACGGUGUGCCUCAGCCAGACUGGAAAGAUCUACACCUUUGGCUGCAAUGAUGAAGGUGCCCUGGGACGCGACACGUCGGCCGAAGGGUCUGAGAGCUCUCCAGGGCUGGUGGAGCUGCAGGAGAAGGUGGUGCAGGUGUCGGCGGGGGACAGCCACACGGCCGCGCUGACCGAGGACGGCAGGGUCUUUGUCUGGGGCUCCUUCCGGGAUAACAAUGGAGUGAUCGGCUUGCUGGAGCCCAUGAAGACGAGCUCUGUUCCUUUGCUGCUCCGGCUCAACGCGCCUGUUGUCAAAAUAGUUUCAGGAAAUGACCACUUGGUGAUGCUGACACUGGAUGGUGACCUGUUCACGUGUGGCUGCGGGGAACAGGGCCAGCUGGGCAGAGUGCCAGCACUCUUUGCCAGCCGAGGAGGACGGAGAGGACUGCAGCGGAUGCUGGUCCCCCAGCUUGUCCCUGUCAGAGGCAAAGGGAGAAGAAGCAAAAUGCGCUUCCAGGACGCUUUCUGCGGGGCGUAUUUCACCUUCGCCGUCACGCGUGAAGGACACAUCUAUGGAUUUGGCCUCUCCAACUACCACCAGCUGGGGACCCAGGACACCGAGCCCUGCUUCUCCCCGCAGAACCUCACGUGCUUCAAGAACUCCACCAAGUCUUGGGUUGGCUUCUCUGGCGGGCAGCACCACACGGUCUGCGUUGACUCUGAGGGUAAAGCCUACAGCCUGGGCAGGGCGGAGUACGGCCGGCUGGGCCUUGGGACAGGGGCAGAGGAGAAGAGCACACCCACAGUUAUCCCGGAGCUCCCCAGUAUCAUCUCGGUGGCCUGCGGAGCGUCGGUUGGUUACGCCGUCAGCAGUGAUGGACGAGCGUUUGCCUGGGGAAUGGGCACUAACUACCAGCUGGGCACCGGGGAGGAGGAUGAUGUCUGGAGCCCCGUGGAGAUGACUGGGAAGCAGCUGGAGAACCGGCGGGUGCUGGCGGUGUCCAGCGGUGGGCAGCACACCGUGCUGCUGGUCAGUGACAAGGAGCAGAGCUGAUGAAGUGACGCCCCAGCAGAAUCACAGCACCCCCAGACCCCCCCCAACUUCUGCCUGGCUUGGGGAGCCGAUUACCUGGGGAGGGAGGAGGCUCGUGGAGCUCGGCCCAGCAGCGCCUGCGUGGCUGGAACAGGGUGCCCAUGGGUUCUCCCUGCAAGCGUUUGUCUGUU